GCUCUUCCACUCCUGGCGACUGUUCGGCUACAUGUACGCGCUGCCCCCCCUCCUCCUGCUGCGGCCGCUGAAGACGCUGGCCACUCUCGGCAUCUACGCCGUGGUACACCGGAGGACCUGGUGGCAGCGGAACGUGCACAGAUUCCUGGGCUAUGGGGCAUCAAG
Messenger RNA from Prorocentrum cordatum, 165 nucleotides. The record is from the annotation of a GenBank genome assembly. NCBI's taxonomy places the organism in Eukaryota, Dinophyceae, Prorocentrales, Prorocentraceae.